Molecule: messenger RNA, 557 nt
Organism: Aspergillus novofumigatus IBT 16806
Lineage: Eukaryota; Fungi; Ascomycota; Eurotiomycetes; Eurotiales; Aspergillaceae
Exons: 4
Coding region: 58-429 (123 amino acids)
Source: RefSeq, a predicted model, not a curated record
UCUACAUCCAAAUUAUUUCAUGUCGCUGGAAAGCUUCUUCCUUCUCGGACAUCCACCAUGAAGAUCUCCCAGCUUAUCCUCACCUCUCUUGUCGUCGCUGUCAGCAGCACAGCCGCCAUCAAAAUCAGCACCGGCGAGCAAAUCAACUGGGACGAGAACUACGCCGUCGCCUGGAAAGAAGGCAAAGACCCGUGUCGUAAUGGCCACCUCCUUGCCCCCGUCUACCAGAACCCAUGCGGGCACAACUUUGUCAUCGAUAGCGUGCCUUACCACCUUGCGAAUUGCGGCACCGAUGACUUUGGCUUGUAUAGGAGUGAUGACGGUUCGCGUGUUGGUGGUUGUACGAGGAUAGCUGAUCAGAAGAUUGGCUGUGACCACGUUGCUGCGUAUGUGCAUGAUGUUAUCAAGCACUGGGUCUGUGGAAAUUGAUAGGGUUAGUAACGGAAGUGUAAGCCCCGGCGGUGAACCAGAUGACUUGAUAAAGAGAUGAGGACGUCGCAUAGGUUGGUCUCUACGCUGGUACUAGCAAACACCGAGCAGUUCUCUUGCCAUGCCCC